AAAUGUUUAAUUCUACUCAAUAUCAAUCAUUCACGUUAACAAGUGUCUUAUUAUUUUACUUUUCUUCCUGACUUAGCAACUACCAUCAAUUAAAUCAAUGGUUCAUAAAAGUAUUGUAGAGUAAUUCAUUCGCAUAAUAAACCGAAAACAUGUAAGGAAACAUUUGUAGAAUUAACUUAUUUGAGGAAAAUUAAAUUCUUUUAACACAAUCUAGAAAAUUGCUCCAUCGUUAAAAAAAAAAACGAAAAAAGAAAAAAAAAAAUUGUUACCCCUGUCCGACAACUUCGUUUGGAAUUGUAAUUUGGUUCCACGAAAAACACAGACUGAAAAAAUUCCUAUGAAAGAUUCUACCUUUAUCCAAAACUCAGUUACCCUCACUCAAAAUUCCACUGUAUAAAUAAUCAAAAUUCAAAAUUUCUGGGUUUAAAAAUUGAUGGGUGUUGGAGGAAAUUUCUGGGAUGCCCUAAAACCCUACGCUCGAUAUGAGGGUUUUGAUUUUAUAAGGAACAAGAAAGUUGCUGUUGAUCUUUCUUUAUGGAUUGUUCAACAUGAAACUGCCCUUAAAUCUUCCCGUGUUCGAAAUCCUCAUCUACGCCUCACUUUCCUCCGUACAAUUAACCUUUUUUCUAAGUUUGGAGCAUAUCCUGUAUUUGUUGUGGAUGGGAAGCCAUCACACUUGAAGUCUAAAGCAAGGAUAGCACGGUAUUUCCGAUCCUCUGGCAUUGAUCCCAAGGAUAUGCCUGUUGUGGAAGAGGGUAUUUCGGUUGAUCGGAACAAGUUUUUUGUUAAAUGUGUGGAGGAGUGUGUGGAUCUUCUCAAGUAUCUUGGUAUGCCUUUUUUUAGAGCUAGAGGUGAAGCUGAAGCACUUUGUGCUCAAUUGAACAGUGAAGGUGCUGUAGAUGCUUGCAUUACAUCUGACAGUGAUGCUUUACUUUUUGGCGCUAAGUGUGUGAUAAAACACGUGGAUCCUAAAUCCACGAGACCAUUUGAAUGCUAUUAUGUGGAAGACAUCGAAGUUGGUCUUGGCCUGGGAAGAAAACACUUAAUAGCUGUUUCUCUUCUGGUUGGAAGUGAUCAUAAUAUAAAUGGAGUGCAAGGAAUCGGGAUGGAAACAGCUCUUCGUUUUGUAAAAAAGUAUAAUGAAGACGAAGUUUUACAAAGGUUAAGCGAAAUAGGUUCUGGGCACAUGUUUCCAUCUAAUGCCAAUUUUGGUUCUCCUGGCAAGUGUACAAGAAAUUCGGAUAUGUUGUUGCAGAAAUCUAAAGCCCCUCAUUGCUCUUUUUGUGGUCAUCCAGGCAACAAAUCUCUCCAUAGCCAAGUGCCUUGUGAGUAUUGUCAUAGCAUCACAGGAGUGAAUUGUAGUAAAAAGCCUCCUAAGUUCAAAUGUGUAUGCUCUAGUUGUGACAGGGAACGGAAGGAAAAGGAACUUAAGAAGAAUGAAAAUUUUCACUUUAGAGUUUGUAAGAAGAUAGCCAUGGAGUGCAAUUUUCCUUGCAAAGAGAUUAUUGAAAUAUAUCUGAGAAGUGAAGAUAUUGCCGAAUACAGUGCAGAUCUAUUGUGGAAUGAACCAGAUAUUGAAAUGUUAAUUGAUUUUUUGGCUUAUCAUUUGCAUUGGGAGCCAUCAUACAUUCGGCAGCAGAUAUUCCCCAUGCUCUCCACCAUUUUUCUGAGAGAUAUGGCUUUGCAUCCUUGUGAACUUUUAUUGCUUGAACAAUAUAAGUUUGACUCUAUUCAACGUCUAAAAAUUAGGUAUGGUCAUCAAUAUUAUGUGGUCAUGUGGAGGAGAUUUGGAUCAUCGAUGAGCGAUGCCAACCAUUCAGUACCUUCUGAAGGAUAUUCUAUAAUAUCCGCUUCUGAAUCUGAAGAGACUCAAAUGGAUGGAACUUGCAAUGGCUUGGAUGAGUUGCGUGUGCCUCAAAUUCACGUUGAUGGUGAAAGCAGCUUUAUACUAACAGAUGAAAAUUUAGAGCUAGUCCAAGCUGCUUUUCCUGCAGAAGUUGACAACUUUUUGCAGCAGAAGGAAGUGAAAGAGUCCAAGAGAAAAGUGUCCAGAUCUAGGGGAACAUGCAUAGAGUCACCGUCUUCACAUUCAGGCGGUGUUCAGCUAGCAAUUACUGACUAUUAUCGUUCAAGCAAACCACUAAAUCAGGCUAAAGACAACCAAAAUUUGGCUCAAAGUGAAGGAACUGGAUAUUUGAAAGAAAAGAAGAAGGCUUCAAGUCCAAGCCUUUCUAAAUCUGUGAGACGUCGGCUUUUGUUCAGCUAAAUCCCUUCCCUGAAAAUCUGUUGUCUAUAUUAACUUGUACAUCUUAUCUUUUGUAAGUCCUUGGUAUCGUGUGCCAUGUAGGUUAUAUUUAAGCAUGUUUAAUCUGCUUGUGCGAUUAGGUAGUGAGCUGGUCUGAUGGAAGCUAGUUUCUGAUCUCACUAACACGUGUAUAAAUUUAAUGGAUUUGGGUUCUCUUAAUCUUAUUGCAUGUUUAACUAUUUCU
Chenopodium quinoa (quinoa) is the source of this 2489-nucleotide messenger RNA. RefSeq names its product flap endonuclease GEN-like 1. The transcript has 8 exons. Gene Ontology annotation, biological process: pollen development. Gene Ontology annotation, molecular function: DNA binding; 5'-flap endonuclease activity. Lineage: Eukaryota; Viridiplantae; Streptophyta; Magnoliopsida; Caryophyllales; Amaranthaceae. The record is from RefSeq and is a predicted model, not a curated record. Bases 434 to 2266 code for a protein of 610 amino acids.